UCCCAAGAAAAUUGAUACUGUUUUAAUUUUUAAUUCAUAAAUUAUGCAUUACACGAAAUAUCUGGUAAGCAUAAGCAAGGAACGAUUAAGCAGCCCUUUCUGUAAACAGUAGUGAAUUUCAUAAACCUAAUUUUACCUUACUUACCUAAUAAACAAAUAAAUUUAUUAAUUAAACGAUUGUUCUUAAUUUUUUAAAAAUAACAUUGUAUUAAAAUUAAUUGUGCAUGACGUCAUGGCAAAUUCAUCUUCUGUUUGUUUACUUUUAUAAUUUACGGAAAACCGCGAUCGCAACUCCAGAAGGGAAGUUUUACUGAAAGUGAAAGACAAUUUAAAUGGCUUUCUGUAGUGUUUUAAAUAAUAACAACAUGAUGCCGGCAUCAAAAUCUGAAAUUGAACAAAUUUACCGUAAACUAGAGCAAGGUACAGAUUUAUUAAAGUUAUACUUAAAUAAGAAACCCGAGAGACGUACUUUCUGCAUCAAAUUAGAAACUAGACAAAUUAUAAUGUUGAGACCUAUUGCCGGACGUAGUGUUCUGGAAGGCACAGUUGAUCUCCGAGAAGUAAAAGAAGUUAGAAUGGGAAAAAAUUCUAAGCCAUUUGAACGCUGGCCUGAUGACACUAGAAAGUAUCAAAAUAAUGAAUGUUUUACGAUUAUAUAUGGCAACACAUUUAAACUGAAAUUGUUAUCUUGUGUUGCUAAAAAGGAUGAAUGUGAUUUGUGGGUCAAAGGAGUUCGUCACCUUUCAGCAGAAAGUUCGUCUGCACCAUAUCCAUUGUUAGUGGAAAGAUGGUUGAGAAAAGAGUUUUACAGCAUGGAGAGUCUGCGAGGAGUGAUUACCAUCAAAGAUUUGAAAGCAUUUUUACCUAAGAUCAAUUUGAAAUUACCCACAAAUAGACUAAAAGAAUUUUUUCAGGAUGCUGAUACUCGAAGAGUUGGAGAAAUUGGUUUUGAGGGUUUUGCUUCAUUAUAUCACAACUUAAUUCAUGAUGAACAAUUAUUUUGUAGUACAUUUGGUCAAUAUACUACUGAUGGCCAACGUGUUACAUUGCAAGAAUUUAAACAAUUUCUACUUGAACAACAAAAGGAUUCUGAUGCUUCAGAUGAAGAAAAAGUUAGCAAGAUCAUGCGAGAGUACCUUGAAGAUCCUAGUAGAGAUGCCCAAGAACCUUUUUUCACUGUUCCUGAGUUUUUAGAUUUCUUGUUUUCUAAACACAACCAUGCAUGGGAGUCUAAACAUGAUUUAAUUAAUCAAGACAUGACUCAACCAUUGGUGAACUAUUGGAUUGCAUCAUCACAUAAUACUUACCUCACUGGUGACCAAGUUAAAUCUGAAUCCUCAACUGAAGCUUAUGCCAGGUGUCUCCGAAUGGGAUGUCGUUGUAUUGAAUUGGAUUGCUGGGAUGGUCCAGAUGGUAUGCCUCAUGUUUUCCAUGGCCAUACAUUGACUAGCAAAAUAAAAUUUCUUGAUGUGAUUAAAACAAUUAAAGAACAUGCUUUUGUUGCAUCAGAGUAUCCAGUCAUUCUUAGUCUUGAAAACCACUGCACACUACCUCAACAGCGAAAUAUGGCAUCUGCCUUCCUUGAAAUAUUUGGGGAUUUGCUCUUAACUCAACCAGUUGAAAGAGAUGGAAUGCAAAUGCCCUCUCCUGCUCAACUAAAACGAAAGAUAAUAAUCAAGCACAAAAAGCUUCCUGAAGGUCACGAGGAACGCAUAGUUGUAAGAAAUGAUGAAGCAGGAGCUGAAUCUGACAUCAGCAAUGCCAUAAAGAAUGGUAUUUUAUACUUGGAAGAUCCUGUUGAUCAUGAGUGGCGACCUCACUUCUUCAUGCUUACUCAGAAUAAGAUGUAUUAUGCAGAAGAAGAAGAAAGUCGAGAUGAAGAUGAUGACAAUGAAGAUACAAGUACUCAACCCAGAGAAGGUGUUCCUAGCAAUGAGCUUCAUUUUGGUGAAAAAUGGUUCCAUGGGAAAUUGAGUGGAGGAAGAACUCAAGCUCAAGAACUCCUUAAUCAAUACUCAUUUUUAGGUGAUGGUACUUUUUUGGUACGAGAAAGUGAAACCUUUGUUGGAGACUACUCAUUAUCUUUUUGGCGACAGGGUACAGUGAAUCACUGCCGCAUCAGAUCAAGACAAGAAAGAGGACAAACAAAGUAUUACCUGAUUGAUACCAUAUCAUUUGAUACAUUGUACAGUCUUAUUACCUAUUAUCAAUCCAAUCAACUAAGAAGUCCAGAAUUCUGCAUGUGUCUGACGGAACCAGUACCACAACCAAAUAAGCAUGAAGGAAAAGAGUGGUAUCAUGCUAAUAUGACAAGAGCUCAAGCAGAAGAUAUGCUGAAACGAGUGCAUUAUGAUGGAGCUUUCUUAGUGAGACCGAGCGAAAAAGAAGCUAAUUGUUUUGCCAUUUCAUUUCGAGCUGAAAAUAAAAUCAAACAUUGCCGAAUCAAACUCGAAGGUCGCCUUUUCACUAUUGGCACUGCACAAUUUGAGAGCUUAGUGGAAUUAGUUAACUAUUAUGAAAAACAUACCUUGUAUCGCAAAGUGAAACUUAAGUAUCCAGUUAAUGAAGAAGUUGUAAGGAGAAUCGGUGGAGAACCAGAAUAUUCUCCUGUGUAUGGUCCCCCUGGAAUGUACAUGGAUCCCAACUGCUUCAUUUCUAAGAUAACUGUGAAAGCUUUGUAUGACUAUCGUGCAACACGCGUCGAUGAAUUGUCAUUUUGUAAACAUGCUAUCAUCACAAAUGUUGUGAAGGAAAGUGGAGGUUGGUGGAAAGGCGAUUACGGUGGGAAAAAACAACACUGGUUUCCAGCAAAUUACGUUGAAGAAAUUGAACCACAGGAAAAUGGCGACGAAAAUUCUGUUGAAGCUAUGCCCCUUGGUAGUCUGCAAAAGGGAAGCAUUGACAUAGUUAACUGCACUGUUGAUAUUUUGACUUCAUCAAAUAGAGGAAGAGAAUUUGUGUUUCGUAUUGUAUCACCUCGUCAAGUCACUCCCAUAGAAAUUGCUGCCGGUUCCAGAGAAGAAAUGGCUGAAUGGAUACAAAAAAUUCGAGAGACAGCGCAAUCUGCCAAUGACAUGUUGCUACACAGCAAAAAGAUGGAAAGGACGUUAAGAAUAGCCAAAGAACUGUCCAAGUUAAUUGUGUAUUGCCGAUCUAUGCCAUUUAGUCCAGAAAAAAUCGGUAAUUUUACAGAAAUGUCAUCAUUUCCUGAAACUAAAAUUGAAAAAUGGGUAUCUGCUGCAAAUUCCAAGUUUCUUUUAAAAUAUCAUAGGCUACAGUUUAGCAGAGUUUACCCGAAAGGAAGCCGUAUCGACAGUUCCAACUAUGACCCCAUGAAGUGUUGGAAUUCUGGAGUUCAAAUGGUAGCUCUUAACUAUCAAACACCAGACAGAGCAAUGCAGUUAAAUCAAGCUCGCUUUUUACAAAAUGGAAGAUGUGGAUAUGUUUUGAGACCAGAAUGUAUGUUUGAAGAUCAUUUUGAUCCACAUGACCGUUCCUGCGUAGAAGGUCGGGAACCUUUUAUGUUAUCUGUGCAGGUUAUUGCUGCUCGUCACCUGAUGAAAACAAGUAAAGGUAUUGUAAGUCCUUUCAUUGAACUUGAAGUACUGGGAUCUGAGUUUGAUACUGCUCGCUACAAAACCACUACAAAAGAGGACAAUGGUUUGAAUCCAGUCUGGAAAGAGACAUUCUCAUGGUCUAUUUAUAGCCCUGAACUAGCUUUAAUUAAAUUUACAGUCCAGUAUGAAGAUAUGUUUGGGGAUCCUAAUUUUCUAGCACAAGCCUGUUAUCCUGUUACAUGCCUCAGAUCUGGCUAUCGAUCUAUACCUCUGAAAAAUGAAUUCAGUGAAGAACUAGAGUUAGCUUGUUUACUUGUACAUAUUGAGUUACAAAAUCCACAUCAACCUGAGUUGAACUCUUUUCAACAACUUAAUUCCAUAGCAGGACCAAGUGAUCAAAGCAGAGCUCUUACUUUCCAACUAGAUCGUAGUGAAGACUCUUCAAGUUGAACAUAAGUGGAGGUGAUCUCAAGUAAUAAUGAUAAAACAUACUAUCUGAGAAGACUGAAUUAAUCAUGCAUUUAUUUUAAGGAAACUUAUGUUUUUGCAUUUAUGACUUCCUUUCAGAAACUACUUAAAACAGUAUUGGGAAACUAUCUUAAAACUAUGGGUAACUCUCUUUGUGUACAAGAAGGGAUAUUAUGCAAACUUUGUCAAUACUUUUAGUGGAAUAUGAGGAUGAUCAUAUGGAGUUCUAUAUGGAAACUCAAAUAAUGAAGAAAAUUUCUAUUGUAAGUAAUGACUUGAACUCAAACGGGUUUUAAUGUUUAGUGAUGGAAAUGUACCGUUAGUGAUGUGUUCAUGAUUGUGUUACGGUUUAUUAGAAAUGUUUUAUUCUAUCUAAAUUGUGUUCUUUUUUUAUCGAUUUAAAAAGACUUGUUUAUUGUUAUUCAUAAAUGUAAAAUUCUUAGAUAUUCUAAAAAUUAGGGUGACAAUAUUUGUUUUAAAUAUUUACUUUUAUGGCCAUAGAUAUUGUUAAAUUCAUACAAACUCAGAAUUUGUAAAAGUUCCAUAAUCACUGCAUUUAAUAUGAUUCUUUUUUUAAAAAAAAUUAAGAGAAGGAAGGAAAAAUUUUAAGAACUUAAAUUUUAUUGUUUUUAUUAUAUUGAAAUUUCACGUUUCUUUUAAGAAAAGGUGUUUAGUUUCUGUAAUCAUAUACUCAAGUAUCCUUCAGUAAUAGAAAAUUUUAAUUAUUUUACUCCAUUACUGACUUUGAAAUGCUUAUAAUUUUAUAUUUAUAGCAUAAAUUUUCCAUUUCAUAUUAAUUAAUUUUUAAAUGUAGCUCAAAAACCAGAAAAAAUUCCACUCUAAAUUUUAGAAAGAGCAUUAUUAUUUUGAUAAGUGCUUCACAAAUUACUAUUGGUCUAAGAAUGUCUGCAUAGGGUGUGUACAGUCUUAAACAGUUGAAUUUUUUCGUCUAUUUUUAAAACCUUAAAAAUCAUUGUUUACUUUUUAAAAAAAAAAUUUUAAAUAUUUUUUUAAUAUCAUUAAUAAAAACAUUCAUUGGAGAGAGGAUAGUUAUAAAUUACUUUUUAUUCUUUAAAAGGUGUUUAAAAAUUGCAUAUAUAUAUAUAUCAGCAUACUAUCUUGAAGUUUUCUUGUUGAUGCUUCGUUUUCCUGGCUGAUUAAUUUUGAAAUAUAUUUUAUUAUAAAAGUUAUCUAUGAAGAGAUUUAAUUGAAAUUAAAGUGAAAGACGUUUCUUAACUACACUAAACUGGAAAACAUUAAAUUUUAGGAUUUUAGUGUUUCAUUUAUAUUUACAUUAAUUUGCAUUUCUUGUUAAAAUAUUAUCUAAUAGCAUAAAAUGACUGUCUGAAUAAUAUUUUCUGUUUCAUACUCAUAUUAAUUAGGAAUUCAAUUAAAAAAUACAGAAAGGUAAACUUUUUAACAGUGUUUACAAUUGCUCUUGUUAAAUUUUUUGUGGACGUCUAGAUAACUUCUGCUUUAUCUAAAAUAAAUUUUAAGAAAGUGUCAAAUACUAAAUUUUUUAAAUCACUUGAUUGUUUAAAUUUCUAAAUUAUUAUUGGGAUAUGCAUAUAUCUUGCACAAUUUCAUAUUCUUAAUUUUAUAAAAUGCAUUGAUAUAUUUUUAUGUUAUUAAAUGUUUUAUAUAAAAGUUUUUUUUUUCUAUUUUGUCACAAAAUUUUAAAUUUAAAAAAAUUACCUAAUAAAAUUUUUUUUGUUGAAAAUAAUAAACUCUUACAAUCUUUAUCGAAAAACCUACUAUCCAUAUAAGUCUUUUAUUAUCUCACUUUAAUCUGUCUUCCAUGGCUUACUAUUUCUUAUGAAAAUUUAAUACACAUAAACUUUUGCAUAAACAAAGACAUUUUCAAAAAAUAAGAAUUUUAAAACAGUUAUGACUAUGAUUCGUAAAGAGGUAAUAUAAGUUUUUUGAUGAAAGAUACUAAUGAACUCAAGGCUUUUGUUAUUAAACAUAAUAAUGGUGAUAUUCUUUUUAGAUCUUUUUUAUAUCAGUGAGUAAGUGCAGUAAAAAAGCCUUCUAGUUCAAUAAAGAUUUUGAAUUAUUUUAUUUAUAUGCAAUAAUCACAAAUAGUAAAUAAUAAAGUUCUACUAAUUGUGAUUUUAAAUCUUGUUUUUAAUUAAAUCUUACUGGUGCAUUAUGUGAGCAUUUUUAAAUAUAUUCUUUUCAACAAUGGUAAAAAAAAGUUCAAAAAAUUACCUUCUUAUUUAAUAUCUGUACUCCUGAAUAAAUUGAUUUUUUUUAAAUAUAUUUCUUAUCAAACGAAAUUAUAUCUUUUUUUUUGCCUCUAAAACUAAAGCAUAGUGUACAUUUUUACUAGAAAGAGUCUUUCUGAUAUAAAUACAUAUCUCAUGAGCUAAUCACUGAACUAUUUUUGUGCUAUUUUUUAUUCUAAGGAAAUAAUGUAAUAUCAAUAUGUUUCAGCACGGGAUAUAGCUUGUCUUUAUCCCUAAAAUGUCUUUCAUUUGGGAGUUUUCAUAAAAUAUCAGUUUUGCUCUGUGCUACACUCGUGAUUUUCAAAUGUAGUAGGAUUUUUUUGUUCUUUUUUAUAUUCUUUUUUGCAUUGCAUGUUGAGUGUUAUCUGCAAGAAAUAAAUAUAUUCAGGAGUUUUUUUUUGUACACCAAAGUAUUACAAAAUGAUCUAAAAGCAUUAAAAUGAUAGUUUAAAAAAAUUCUCCAAUUUCUUACUCUAUGAAAAAUGGUGGUUAAUCAUAAUUGUAAAAAAUUUUUACUUUUUUACUAACAUUUCUUCUAAAAAACCAGUUAAGCUUCAUUUGUGGAAAAAAAUUGGUAGUAUGUGAUAUCUUUCUUAUGUAUACUGUUCAAUUUUUUUAAUAAUUUGUAGUUUAGUAAAUAUUUACCUGCAAGGGUUGAAAUUAUCUUAAGAGGAUGCAACCGGGAACAAUAUUCAUUAAUAUUUAAUAUUUUGAAAAUUAUCUAAAGUUUUUUUUUUAAUUCAGAAAAAUCAGAAAUAUAAUAAGAAUCAAAAGUAAAUUUCAAAAAUAAAUUUUAAAAUUUUUAGUCUGUCUAAACCAACAAGUUUUGAUGCAAAUUUUUUAUUUAUAAUAACGUUUAAAAUAAAAUUAUAAAGCUUUAUUAUUUUUUUUUACUUUUGAUAAGUUUUAGCUGUAAUGUACAAUAGUUUUGUAAAUGCGUACUUGCAAGGACGUACUUGCAAAGUAAAAAAUUUAUUAAGUAAAUGUAUUCAGCUCAGAUUACGACUCUUAGUGUUUAUAUGGCUCAUAAAAAAGCUUUAUUAAUCACAAAUGAAAAUUUUAGGAUUUAAAAUAAAAUAAUAACAUUUAAAAACAAACUAGAAUAUUUUAUUUAUUGAAUUUUAUGGGAUUUGCAAGUGCAUCUUCUUGCUGGUUUUUUAUAUGAUAAAAGAAAAAAUCAAAAUGGGUUAUUUGCAGAAGCAUGACAGCCCUUUAAAGAAAUCAAAAUCUUGUUUAGAUACAUGUUAGUGAGAUUUUCAUGUUAGUGUAAAAUGCAUUAGUUAUCCAGCACAAAUAUUUUUCUAGAUUGUUACUCAUCAUUGUGUCAUUGUUUGCCCCCAAAGUAUUUUUUGUAAUCCCUGUGUUCCAAAAUAUUGAUAGAAUGAGUUUUCAUUUUAAAUUUGAAUUUUUCUUUUUUUGUAAUAUAUAUGAACAGUGAUUAAAUCUUUUUUUAAUUAUUAUUGUUGUAUCUGAUUUUAUAAAUGAAUGAACAUUUUCUUGAUUGCCCUUUUAGUUAGUCUGUAAAACUGAUGUAAAUAAUUGUGUAUUAAUUAUGUUUGUGUUUAUUUGUAAUAAAAAAAAUUUCAUUUCUAUCUUUAAUGUAAUAUAACUAUUGCUAAAUUGAAUAUUAUUAUGCUUUUAAGCUAAAAUAUUGAAACACAACAGAAAAAAUUGCUGCGUUUUUGAAUGAUAAAAUAUUUUAACAUCUUUUAGAAGCACUUUGAUAGUUUGAAUUGAGACUAAAUGAUGCCAUGUAUUUAUUAAUUAUUAUUCGGUCGGUAUAUACCAGUUUCUAUUACAUUUUAAAAAGAAUUAUAUGCAUUUAUGAAUUUUAAAUAACAUAUAAGUGUUUAUCUUACAGUAACUCUUCAUAUUUAUAUGAAGAAAUAAUUUUAUAAAAUUGUUUUGUACAUUUUGUGAAGUUAAAUGAAAUGCAUUCCAUUGUAAAAAAAUUUUGUAAGUGUCAUUUAGUUUGCAUCAUACAGACCAACUUUCAGUUUGGUGUCAGAUUCCUUUAAAUUGGUGGAGUUUUGUGACCCAAGAGCUAAUAGAAUGUACUCUGAAUUGUGUAAACUGUUGCUGUUAAUAGGAAGUUAAGAAUGUUUAAUUAGUUUUAACAUUAAACAGGAGUGUAGGCAUAUUCUAUCUUUCUCUUUUUUAGUAAACUGUUUUAAAUAUUUUCACAACACUUUAUUUAUGGUGCAAAUUAUUAUUUAAAGUUGUUCAGACUAUUAGGGAAUACUUCUGCAAUGGUACCUGUUCAUGCCAACUACAAUCACCAAGGUGCCAAACUGGCAAAAAUUUAAAAUAUGUAUAGUAUGUAGAAGUUUAUCUGAGAGUGGUUAUGAGUUAUACCUUUUGAGUUAGUCUCCUUCUGUGUUUUUUUAGUUUCUCACAGGCCACUGCUCAGAAGGUGCCAAAAUUUGGCAGUUAUUUUGCCGCUGGUCCAGGUACAGAAAUUUCCCCAACUAUUUUUUUUUCCAUCUAUGCUUUGGGAAAGUGAAAAUCUGAUUGAUGCAGAAAGUUUGAAUCAGAUUCAGUCAAAUUGUUCCCAAAAGCUUCUGAAAAUUAUUAAUCGAAUAAUAUAUUUUUUAAGAUUUUAAUCCAUUCAACUAAAGUUUAUUUUCCUAAUAGAAUUGUUUGAAAUAUUGAUUAAAGAGUUAAGAACUAUGAACUAGGUUGUUCAAAAAGUCAGCAGUCAAAUAUUUGUUUACAUUUGAAAGUUGAUGCAACAAGAGUAUGCUCCACUGGCAUCCUUUCACAAAACUCACUCACUGGUUCUAAUUUUAUUGAGGCUGCAAAUAUGAGAACCAUUUUUUUUCCCUUCAUCUCUUUGUUAAGAUUCUUUUUUUCAUGGAAUAUGUGAAUUUUCACAUCUACACAUUCUAAAAAUGUGCUUGUUUAGUGCAUAAAUUAAUAACUGAUUCUUAAUACCUCAGUCGCUUGUUAUGCUGUAUCCUUUAUAUUGUCAUAUUAUACUGCUCUUUGACCUUGUCUCUGGAAGUCCUAAAAUAACAAAUACAAUCACUAAAGAAUUUUGUAUUACUUAAUUUUAAGAAAAAAGUUUUUUUAUCUUGAGAAACAAAACAAAAAAACUAGCAUUUUUGGCAAAAUGCAUUGUCAGAUCAUGUUGAAUAUUAUCGCAUGUGUAGAAUCCUCUUGAGUCUGAGAAAUGCUUGACUCAGAGCAAAUGCCUUAUUUGCACCACUCUUACAACAGGUCUGAAUUCUAAAACAAGUAUAUGUUGCUCAUAAAGAAACUGAGAAAAAGCGUGAUAAAAUUAAAUGUUUAACUCUUGUGCUUUUGGACGUUUAGAAAUCCUUCAAUAUGAUCAAAAUCGGUUAAAAAAUCUGAAGCAACUAAAAAAACAAUAUUUUAUUUUGAGUACCCGUGUGAAUCGUAUAUUUCAAAUGUUAGCUUAUUUAAAUCUUAAAAUUUGAACUAAGAGUAAAAGAUUAACACAUUAGAAAUCCGCAUAAUUUCCCAAGGAAUCAGCUUACAGCCAAUGUAACAUAUGAAACAAACAAAAAGCUACCUUUCUGAAAAUAAAUUAGAUGAAGAAAAAUGGUUUUCAUAUUUCAAAACAGCAUAUCUAAGUUUAUUUAAAUUAUUUUAAAAAUUUCAAACACCAAAAAGAAAAAACAAUUGUAGGUCUGUGUUAUAGGUGCACUAAACUAUUUUUUUUCCGGUAUUUUUUGUGACUGAGCAAUAUUUUGAACGUAUUGUAUAUACUUUUGUAUCUGAUAACAUUUCAAAAUAAAAUGUUUUCAAACUCA
Parasteatoda tepidariorum (common house spider) is the source of this 10029-nucleotide messenger RNA. RefSeq names its product small wing phospholipase C gamma 1 (gene sl). Gene Ontology annotation, molecular function: phosphatidylinositol-4,5-bisphosphate phospholipase C activity; protein binding. Lineage: Eukaryota; Metazoa; Arthropoda; Arachnida; Araneae; Theridiidae. Gene Ontology annotation, cellular component: ruffle membrane. The record is from RefSeq and is a predicted model, not a curated record. Gene Ontology annotation, biological process: phospholipid catabolic process; release of sequestered calcium ion into cytosol; phosphatidylinositol-mediated signaling.